AUCUGGCAGCUAUUAGGAGGUUACUCGACGCCGAGAACACGACAGGCACGUGCCCUAGCUGUGAAAUGCCCUUCGACAAGGGUAAAAAACGUAGACUUAUCGAUAACUGCGGCCACGAAAGAUGUUACUCCUGUAUGUUCACCAACGAAGCGUGUCCUUUAUGUUCCCUCAAUGGCUCUAUCUCUAAUUCAGAUGGAGAAUAUCUUAACAGUGUAAGAUUUGCUGACGGCAUAGUUCUAAUUGCAAUUGCCAAUAGUUCUGAAGAACUACAAGCACAAAUGAACAAACUAAACACAGACAGUAAUAAAGGUAGGCAAGAGUUAUCCCCCACUCGCAGCGAGAUUGGACACCCAGAGAAACUACCAAAGAUUCGUCCGAAAAACGCGAAAAAUCGCCUGGAGCAGAACGUAAUGACCCAGAGCUGCCCCACGCCGCCCCAAUCCAGACGGAAGUUCUUUCUCAACCCGAAAGCGAUAAGAAGCCCGUUUUUAGGGCGAGGGUGGAGGCAGCAAGCAGACGGAGCCAUGUCAGCCUCUAUGACGUCAUCAGCGACAUCUACAGAAGGAAAACAUUGGCCCAGCGUCGUUUUGGGGAAAAUUCGUUCGCUUUGGAAAGCGGGGCAUAGCGGUCCCGGUGCCGGACUGAACCAGUUGGCCUCAGAUGAUGAGGCUUCUCUCAAAACCCCAUCGGCCAAAAAAUCUUCGGAAAACGACAUGUACAUGCGACUUGGACUUCUACUAGGCGAUGGAGCAAGAAGAUCCAAAGGUAAUCAAGGUUAUAAUCUCGAAUCAUGCUCGUCGUUGGCCAGUUAUGAAACUAGUGCCAUGAUGUCGACUAACACUAGUCCAGUGUCUACAUUAACGGGUAGCUCAGAAGACCCUCACAGGACAAACCCUAGUUCUGAUAGUGUAGCAUCAUUAAUGUCCAUGUCAAUGUCUGGGCAAAGCAACUGCAGUACUAGCCCAGUUAGUAGAAGACACAGCGUAACUACUGCCCAACCUGGGCAAAUAGAAGAUCUCAAUUUAUUUAAGAAUAGAAGAACCUGUAUUCGACGAUCAGCUAGGACUGGUAUCGUCAUAAAAGGAGCCAUCGACCCAAAAAUUCGAUUCGCCCAGUAUAAAGCACCUCAAUUAACACUGAAGCCGUUGUUUUUCGAGGUACCUCUCCAAGAACCCGAUCCCCUAUUUCUUGGAAGGCAUUGGCUUUUCAAAAAAAUGGAAGAAAUUAUUGGUUCUCCAGGUUGUGGAAUUCUAUUAACAGGCAACACUGGUACCGGCAAAACAGCCUUAAUUCUACAACUCGUCGAGUAUAGCUGUUUCGGUCGAAGAAAGGAACCUUUGUAUCAAUCUGUUCAUUCGCCAGAACGCUCCAGAAGCCCUCCAUCCACUAUAUACGGUCCUAUCGAUUUAGUCUCCGAGAAGAUUAAAAAAUUAGCUAGUACCAUAGUGGCUUACCACUUUUGUCAAGCAGACAAUAACAAUACGUGCCUUGUUCCUGACUUUAUCCAUUCCUUAGCGGCGCAGUUAUGUCAAGCGCCGCAACUAGUCGCUUAUAGAGAGCAUUUAUUGAACGAAACUACGCUUCAAAAUGUGUUGUCUCUAAAAGAAUGCAUUGCGAAUCCCGAUGUAGCCCUUACAAGAGGCAUACUUGAGCCUCUUUCAAGUUUAAAAAGGGUUGGAAAAAUCGAUAAUAUUACUUGUACGAUUUUGGUAGAUGCACUUUGCGAAGCUGAAUAUCACAGAUCAGAUAAUGGUGAUACGAUUACGACGUUCCUUCUAAAACAUAUUCCAAACUUUCCGCCUUGGUUGAAAGUAGUCGCCACUGUAAGAACUCAGCUUCAAGAAUUGACAAAACAGUUUCCUUUUACUAGAAUAAGUCUGGAUAACACUCCUGUAAAUGAAAAUAUCCAAAAGAUAUUUCGAUAUAUCAAUUUUAGGCUACAAAACAGACCAUGA
Messenger RNA from Sitophilus oryzae (rice weevil), 1955 nucleotides. Its product is annotated as protein TANC1-like. The annotation marks the transcript as partial. NCBI's taxonomy places the organism in Eukaryota, Metazoa, Arthropoda, Insecta, Coleoptera, Curculionidae. The transcript has 8 exons. The record is from RefSeq and is a predicted model, not a curated record.